GCUCUUUUGUUCCUGUUAAGACAAAGCCUUCCAUACAGAUAAUUUUUCGAAAUUCUUCUGAGUAUAAUGCAUUUUCAAUACUACUCUGGCUGGUUAAAGCCACCUUUAACCUAAAACACAACAACUUGAUUUUCAAGCUUCAACUGUGCAGAUGUUGGGCUUUCAGGGGAAUACAAGAAGCAGCAGGAGUCUCUGUGCACAUGCAGUGUGAAAUACAAUCCUUCCUCCUACUGGCAGUUCUUCAGCUGAACAUAACCAGCUGACGGGGAUAGUGUCGACAGUCUGACCGAGUGUGCAGCAUCCAUGUUCCUCUACAUGCUAGUCUUCCUGGCUUAUCACAGCAGCAGAUGGAUCCCGAGGAAUCAGAGGUUAAAAUUUCAAGUAGUGAAUGCAGGGUUCACGGCAAUUGUUCUGGUCCCUCAGCUCUACAUCAUGGGAAGGCCCAAGUCCUCCAGAUACUGCAGGCAGCCUCUUCUGAACAACCUGUCAGCCUCCAUCGCCUUGUCUUUCAUAGCUGCAGGUUUUUCAGUGAUAUUCACACUGAUAGAGCCAGUUCCUCAGAGCUUGUGGGCCUCCUAUCAUGUGUUUGGGCUGUUGACAUGUGGACAAGGACUAUGCACCGCCAUCCUGACUCUGACCGCAGCAGCAUGUGUUAAAACCACCCCUGAGCUGUAUUACAUGUCCCUUGUUUUUACGGUCGCUUCUGUUUUCAGUACAGGUUUUUUCAUGGUGAGAGGAGGACUCUGGUUGACCAACAGGCUGCCUGUGAUGAUCCCGAGCAGAAACAAUGAGUGAUAAGGCGGCCCAGCUGUCCCACGUUGACAUCCAAUACUCCACAUAUUAAGAUUUCAUGUGGUUUUCAUGCCACCAGCAGCUUGUAACUUAAAACUAUGGGAACAAAGAAGAGGGAAAGUGACUUAAUCCUCUUCACAUUUUAAAGCUCACUUCAGAAAAAUACCACAACGAGCAGGUGUUGAGGCUGUUUUUCUUUUCUUUGUGUUUUUUUU
Molecule: messenger RNA, 1007 nt
Organism: Scatophagus argus
Lineage: Eukaryota; Metazoa; Chordata; Actinopteri; Scatophagidae
Exons: 6
Coding region: 304-795 (163 amino acids)
Source: RefSeq, a predicted model, not a curated record